UUAUUUUUUAAACUUCAAUCAGCUGCAGUGCAGAGCUCAAGCUGUCGUUCUGUAGCUUCUGUCUAAUCAUAUAAUUUAUUUAUUUAAUAAACAAUGGCCGGUGUUCUAAAGAAGUCGACCUUUUUAAAAGGACUUGAAGUUGCAAAAACUCCCCACCAUUCGCUGACAAAUAUUUACACAAGAAUCCUACGAGUGCUUGCUAAAUUCCCGUCUUCAUCAGCAUACCGUAUAAGUACUGAGCAAAUUGUCAAGGAACGUGCCGCAAUAGUUAAAGAAACUCCCGACGUAGAGGCUCUGGAGAAGAAAAUAGGAUGUGGUCAAGUAGAAGAGUUAAUAAUACAAGCUGAAAAUGAGUUGCUGCUGGCUCGUAAAAUGGUCGUAUGGCAACCAUGGGAGCCUCUGACUGAAGAACCGCCCAAGGAUCAGUGGACUUGGCCACCUCACAAGUAAUUUACCCACAUUUAUAUACUAUAUAUACAUACAUUUAGUAAAGAUACAUGUAUUUAAUAUAGGCAUUGUUUAAUAAUAAUCAUGGUAUAAAAUAUAAACUUAAUUUAAUGUAAAUAUACAACUAAAUGUCA
Microplitis demolitor is the source of this 581-nucleotide messenger RNA. It is a transcript of the gene ND-13B, whose product is annotated as NADH dehydrogenase [ubiquinone] 1 alpha subcomplex subunit 5. Lineage: Eukaryota; Metazoa; Arthropoda; Insecta; Hymenoptera; Braconidae. Gene Ontology annotation, biological process: respiratory electron transport chain. The record is from RefSeq and is a predicted model, not a curated record. The coding region runs from base 94 to 450 and encodes 118 amino acids. The transcript is spliced from 3 exons.